This is a messenger RNA of Protobothrops mucrosquamatus (brown spotted pit viper), 3019 nucleotides long. It is a transcript of the gene RAI14, whose product is annotated as retinoic acid induced 14. The coding region runs from base 30 to 3005 and encodes 991 amino acids. The record is from RefSeq and is a predicted model, not a curated record. Gene Ontology annotation, molecular function: actin binding. The transcript is spliced from 17 exons. Lineage: Eukaryota; Metazoa; Chordata; Lepidosauria; Squamata; Viperidae.
AAAACGUGUAAGGUUUGAAUGGAAAAAACAUGAAGAGUUUGAAAGCCAAGUUCAGGAAGAGUGAUACCCAUGAGUGGAAUAAGAAUGAUGACCGACUCCUCCAAGCUGUGGAUAAUGCAGAUCUGGAGAAAGUGGCUUCCCUUUUGGGCAAAAGGGGGGCCAGCGCAACCAAACAUGACAGUGAGGGCAAGACUGCCUUCCAUCUUGCUGCCUCUAAAGGAUAUAGCGAAUGUCUCAGGCUUAUGAUUACACAUGGCGCAGAUGUUACAACUCUGGAUGGAACAGGGCACAGUGCUUUACAUCUUGCGGCCAAGAAUAACCAUGUUGACUGCAUCAAGAGACUUCUUCAGUCCAAAUGUCCAGCAGAGAACACAGAUAGCUCGGGUAAAACUGCUUUACACUAUGCAGCUACCUAUGGCUACCUUCAAAUAACUCAGCACCUGUGUGAACACAAGUGUCCAAUUAACAUCAAAGAUGUGGAAGGAAAUACACCUUUCUUACUUACCGUACAAAAUGGCCACUCUGAAGUAUGCAAAUGCCUUCUAGACCAUGGGGCAGAUGUCAACUCCCGGGACAAAAAUGGCAGAACUGCUUUGAUGCUGGCCUGUGAAGCUGGAAACCUGAACAUUGUGGAAACCCUGAUCCGAAAAGGGGCAGAUAUAAAUUUGGCAGAUGCACUUGGACACAAUGCCCUACAUUACUCCAUGCUUUCCGAAAAUACAGGAAUUCAGAAUCUCCUUCAAUCCAAAAUGGUUCAAGAUGCUGAUGCCAAGUCACCAAUCAAGUCAAAGCAGCAUGAUGAAGUCUCUAAAUUAAGUUCAGAAAGAAGUGGAACUCCAAAAAAACGCAAAGCCCCUCCACCUCCUCCCAUCAGUCCUAUCCAGCUUGCUGACCAUUCUUCAUCACAUGCAACAACUUCAACCCCAGCAUCUGGGAAAGACCAGUUCUUUGCCCAACGAGGAUCCAAGCAGGAAGAUACCAGUGCUAUUCCGUCUGAUUGCAAAGAUGGGAUAAGGGAGAGCACUGUAGGUGCUAAUAGUUCAUUGGAUGUGAGUUCAGAAACAGAUCAGCAGGAUUUGCUCCUGAUGUUGCAAGGAAAAGUUGCUUCUUUAACAUUACAAAAUAAGAAAUUGCAAGAAAAACUUCAGGCAAGAGCCUUCAAAACAGAAGAUACAGACACCACAAUGGAAUCUUCUUGUUCCACCCACACGGAAUUCGGUGCCUUCACUAACAGGCUGAGUGAAGGCUCGGCAGUAUCAGCUGAGGACAUAAGCACAUCUUCCCUGAUCUUGGCACAGGCUCAGGAAGAAGCAAGCCCUAAUGAAUUAAAAAUUAAACAGUUACAAGAAAGCUUAGAAGAAGUACAGAAAAGACUAGAUAGUUCAGAAGCAAAGAGGUUGCACUUGGAGUCACAGCUUCAGUCUAGCAUGCUGGAGGAAGGUCCUUUGUUGAACAGCUCAGAGAUUUCAGAGAAUGGCUCUGACCUCAAUCAGAAGCUCAAAGAAACUCAAAUCAAAUACGAAGAAGCGGUGAAGGAGAUGCUGCAUGUCCAGAGACAAAUGAAACUGGACCCGGUAACUUCAGAAGGCAAAGUGCCUGACCUGCAGGAGAUCAAAACAACCUGUGAAGAAGUUGAGCUGCUGAAGGAAGAGCUGAAGAAAGCUCAAGAAGAUGAUGAAAUGCUGAAAGUGAAGGUGAAGGAACUAGAAAUAAAGGUGGAAGAAUGGGAGAGAAAUGCAGCUGGUAUAAUGUCUGUGGAAGAAUGUGAGGAGAUGAAAAAGUCGUAUUGUUCAGUUAUUGAAAAUAUCAACCAAGAGAAGGUGUUGCUAAUUGAAAAAUAUAAGGAAGGACAGGAAGAAAUCAAAAAGCUUCAAGACAGAGUGAAGGCUCAGAUGGAAUUAGAGCAGAGUGAUGAAGCUGAAGAGGUGAAGGUUGCAAAGAACCAAAUGAUAAAUGAACUCAACAGGCAGGUUAGUGAACUUUCUCAAAUGUACAAAGAAGCCCAGGCAGAACUUGAAGAUUGCAGGAAGAAAAGCACUCCAGAAGACAUAAGUUCCAGAUACAUACCUCUGGAGGAAUAUGAGAAGCUAAUGGAGGCCACCCUCUCACAGAGACAACAAGCUGAACAUGCUUUAUUGGAAAUGAAGACACAAUAUACAAAAGUGUUAAGUGAAGUGACACAACUCCAAAACUUGGUUGAUGCUCAAAAGGAGAAUUCUGUCUCCAUCACAGAACAUCUUCAAGGAGUUACCGCUCUCCAGACCUCGGUGAAGGAGAUGGAAGAAGAAAUAAGUGAGCUCAAAGAGCAGAUACUUCAUAAGGAGAGUGAGGUACAGCGUCUGCAGAAGGAGUUGUUAGAAGAAGAAGCUGCAGUGUGCGAAGCCAUGGUGCCUAGAAUAUUGUAUGAAGAGCUCCAGUCUUCUUCAGAAAAUGAAGUCAACACCUUGUCAUCCAAGCUGAAGGAUUUAAUGAAAGAAAAGGAGACCUUGUCUGCCAAUCUUGCACAGUUGAAGAAGGAGAUCUCACAAGUGAAAGGGGAGAAGGAGAACCUCCAAGCUCUUCUCCAAGCCAGGGAAGAGGAAAUCAGAGGACUACUUCAUCAGUAUCAUAAGUCUCAAGAAGAACUCCUCGUAAUGAAAAAAGCUUCUGAGAGUGCCUUAAAAAUGGAUGAAGACAAAGAUAAAAAGAUAACAGACAUGUCCAAGGAAGUUACCAAGUUAAAGGAAGCGUUGAACAGUCUUUCCCAGCUGUCUUACUCAACUGGUACACCUAAACGACAAAGUCAGCAGCUGGAGCUGUUGCAGCAGCAAGUGAAGCAGUUACAAAACCAACUGGCUGAAACAAAGAAGCAACAUCAGGAGAUAGUUUCUGUUUACAGAACACACCUGCUUUAUGCUGUGCAGGGCCAGAUGGAUGAAGAUGUCCAGAAAGUGCUUAAACAGAUUUUAACAAUGUGUAAAAACCCAUCACAAAAAAAAGGUGAAACUGUUUUUGUGGAUCCCUGAUGGUGUUGCUGCUG